UAAAACACGAUCUAAAUGACCAUUGUACCCGUAUCAAGAACAACUUCGUACAUAUCGUCGUGUCCUGCUCUCCGUGAUCCUUCAAUCUGUCGAUCUGAUCGUUUCGAAACCGCGCGAUUCUUACCAAAUCCAGCUUUAUCCAUGGCUUCUUCAAUGUUGUCUCUCGGUUCUACUUCUCUCUUACCACGCGAGAUUAGCAAGGAUAAGCUAAAGCUUGGAACUUCAGGUUCGAACCCGUUCCUGAAAGCAAAGUCUUUUAGCCGGGUGACUAUGACGGUUGCAGUCAAGCCUUCUCGUUUUGAGGGUAUAACUAUGGCUCCUCCAGACCCUAUUCUUGGAGUCAGCGAAGCAUUCAAAGCUGACACUAACGAGAUGAAACUCAAUCUUGGUGUUGGUGCUUAUCGAACUGAGGAACUCCAGCCUUAUGUGCUUAAUGUUGUUAAAAAGGCAGAGAAUUUGAUGUUGGAGAGAGGAGAUAACAAAGAGUAUCUCCCAAUUGAGGGGUUGACAGCAUUCAACAAGGCUACUGCUGAGUUGCUAUUUGGAGCUGGUCAUCCUGUUAUUAAGGAACAAAGAGUAGCAACAAUUCAGGGUCUUUCAGGAACAGGUUCACUGCGAUUAGCAGCGGCUCUUAUAGAGCGUUAUUUUCCUGGAGCAAAAGUUGUGAUAUCAUCACCAACCUGGGGUAAUCACAAGAAUAUCUUCAAUGAUGCCAAAGUUCCAUGGUCUGAAUACCGGUACUAUGAUCCAAAAACAAUUGGUUUGGACUUUGAAGGAAUGAUAGCAGAUAUUAAGGAAGCUCCAGAAGGAUCUUUCAUCUUGCUUCACGGAUGUGCUCACAACCCAACUGGAAUUGACCCAACACCAGAACAGUGGGUGAAAAUUGCUGAUGUCAUUCAGGAAAAGAACCAUAUCCCAUUCUUUGAUGUUGCAUACCAGGGCUUUGCUAGUGGAAGCCUUGAUGAAGAUGCAGCAUCUGUGAGAUUAUUUGCUGAGAGGGGAAUGGAGUUUUUUGUUGCUCAGUCAUAUAGUAAAAAUUUAGGUCUUUAUGCAGAAAGAAUUGGGGCAAUCAAUGUCGUAUGCUCAUCAGCCGAUGCUGCUACUAGGGUCAAGAGUCAAUUGAAAAGGAUUGCUCGGCCUAUGUACUCGAACCCACCAGUUCAUGGCGCGAGAAUUGUGGCUAAUGUCGUGGGGGAUGCAACUAUGUUCGGUGAAUGGAAAGCAGAGAUGGAAAUGAUGGCUGGAAGAAUAAAGACGGUGAGACAAGAGUUGUACGAUAGCCUCGUUUCAAAAGACAAGAGCGGAAAGGACUGGUCCUUCAUUCUGAAGCAAAUUGGCAUGUUCUCUUUCACUGGCUUGAACAAAGCUCAGAGCGAUAACAUGACGAACAAGUGGCAUGUGUACAUGACCAAAGACGGAAGAAUAUCGUUGGCAGGAUUGUCAAUGGCGAAAUGCGAGUACCUUGCUGAUGCCAUCAUUGACUCGUACCACAACGUAAGUUGAGUGGGAGAUAUAGUAAAAUGACAAUAAGAACCAAGUUUUAUAUACUUUUUGAGCUUCUUUUGUGAUCUUUGAUUGAUACAACCAGAAAGGCUAAAUUAAUAAAGCUAGCUCAGAGUAUGAUAGCUAGACAUUUUGUCGAGGAACCUCUUGAUUUUAUUGUGUUUGACAGGCCUUGUUGUAUUGGGAGACUCCAAUCGAGUUAUAGAAGAACUUUUUUACUUGUUCCGAUUGUAUUUACCCAAUUUCACACAAUUAAACUCUUGAGAAUUUUCGACA
Messenger RNA from Camelina sativa (false flax), 1779 nucleotides. Its product is annotated as aspartate aminotransferase, chloroplastic. Gene Ontology annotation, molecular function: pyridoxal phosphate binding; transaminase activity. The record is from RefSeq and is a predicted model, not a curated record. Lineage: Eukaryota; Viridiplantae; Streptophyta; Magnoliopsida; Brassicales; Brassicaceae. Gene Ontology annotation, biological process: amino acid metabolic process; biosynthetic process.